UGAAGGCCGUGAAAGCGAGAAGGUGGAUGUACGUGUACCGCGGCAAACGCGAGCGGUCCGGGGAAUGGCGUAGAGGCCCAUCGCAGGCUUUCGCAUGGCAAAGGGAUGAACUUCCCCGCCCCCCUACAGUUGUCCAUUGGGGUCGACUUCCAGCCCUUCUCCGAUGAGGUCAAGUACAGCAUCCUGGGCGUGUCCGUCUUUCUUUUCCUGGUGGCCGUCGGCAUCCUGGGAUGGCAGAUUCACCGCUACUGCACGCGGACCCGACCUCACGGGAUCGGGAACGGCUUCCUGCGCACCGGAGACGAACCCGCGACCAAGGGGGUGGUUGGAAAAGAAAUUCCGAUGCCCGAUUUCAAGGUGACAUCAUUGUCCCGGUUGUCGGUUUCCCCUCUAUUCAAGCUGCCCAUCCCUGCGGGCAGUGCUACUAGUACUGAGGUUGGACGGAUGCAGGAUGAGACCCAGAGGUUGAGCCGCUGCCUCUCCGCCGGCUCCUUGCCGUCGAACUCGGGCAGCGUGGAGGCGGACGGCCUGGCGGAGGACGGCCUGGCGGAGGACUCGGGGGAGGAGGACCGCAUCCGCGGCUCGCUGCGCUUCUCCCUUUUCUACGACCAGCUGCGUUCCCGGCUGGUGGUGACCGUGCUGGGGGCGCAGCGUCUGCCCACGCGGGACUUCAGCUGCAGCGUGGACCCCUUCGUGCACGUGCGCCUGCUGCGGGCGGUGCCGGGCGAGGAGGACGGCGAGGGAGCGGCGGACGAGGCCGCGUGCUGCGUGCUGCACGAGUGGCGGUCCCGCCUGGUGAAGGGCUGCAGCAGCCCCGCGUUCGGGGACGAGUUCUCGUGCACGUUGGCCAAGGACGAGGUGCCAAGCGUCACGGUCAGGAUGGAGGUCCGGGACUUUGACAGGUACUCCAGGCACGGGGUUCUAGGGGAGAUCAGAGCUCCUCUGGACGGACUCGACAUCUCGUACCCCCUGGAGGUCACGGAGGACUUGGCAGCGCCGAGAAAGGACCAGGUGGGAAAAGUGCUCCUCUCCCUCAGGUAUCUUCCCAUAUCGCAGAGGCUCGAAGUCGGUCUUCUGAAAGUCAGGGCUUUUUGUCGACAAGUUGCCAAUGACAAAGCUCUGUAUGCCAGGAUCUGCGUAGUCUGCAACCGGCGCAAGCUCCAGCACCAGAGCACCUCGCUGAGGACGCGGUGGGACGUGACCGUCUUCAACGAGACCGUGACGUUCACGCUGCCCGACCAACCCGUCAGGGAGUGCGCCGUCACGGUCUCCGUGUACGAGGUGGCGGCGGGCAGGAAGUCGAGCAGGCGCCUCGUUGGCCAGGCUGCCCUCGGGAAGGCCUGGGGUAGUGAAGACGAACACUGGCGCCUGAUGAUGCGAUCGCUCCGCCAGACGGUCGCCAGGUGGCACCCGCUUUACAUCUGAGGGGGCGGCGGCGUGUCGCUGACGUGUAUUUCGACGUGUCCACCGUCACGCGACAUAGUACCGACAUGCAGAGUGCAUGUCUGCGACUUGGUGCCACCGAACAAAGUGGGAGCGUGUGUUUGCAUAUGUUUGCAUAUGCACCAAAGCAUACCGGAGAGCCUUGGACCCAUUCAGAGC
This is a messenger RNA of Scleropages formosus (Asian bonytongue), 1602 nucleotides long. RefSeq names its product synaptotagmin XIX (gene syt19). The coding region runs from base 106 to 1425 and encodes 439 amino acids. The record is from RefSeq and is a predicted model, not a curated record. The transcript has 8 exons. NCBI's taxonomy places the organism in Eukaryota, Metazoa, Chordata, Actinopteri, Osteoglossiformes, Osteoglossidae. Gene Ontology annotation, cellular component: axon; synaptic vesicle membrane; dense core granule. Gene Ontology annotation, biological process: synaptic vesicle endocytosis; calcium ion-regulated exocytosis of neurotransmitter. Gene Ontology annotation, molecular function: clathrin binding; phosphatidylserine binding; calcium ion binding.